AUGCGGUCACUUGAAGAAGUUACUUUAGUUUCAGUUCCAGACGCAAUCGUGAAUACGACAAACUUUGGCGAGCCAACAAAAUGGCCUUUCGCUGCUGUUCGACUUCAAAAGCUCGAAAUGCAUAACAUUAGAUAUGGCUAUCUAUUCCCGUGCGAAGAGCUCUAUCAAACUAUCUCAGAAGCUGAGGAGAUCGAAUUAUGCUGUAGUGAUUUGAUUUACCGGGAGAAGGAUGUUUGGCGUUUUAUCAGCACUGCAAAUGCAACUUUGAAGAAAUGCCGCGCUCAUUACUUUUUGGACCGUCCGGGCAAGACUCCAUCUUUGCCUAUUACAUACAAAUUUCCACAAUUGGAUCAACUGUUCUUAACCACAGAGAGUACAACAUCCAUACAAUCGAAUCAACCGGAGAUUAUCAGGCAACGUUUCGAAUGUCCUAAGUUGAAGGUUCUAUACGCUGAGUCUAGCAAUUCAACACGAAUGAUAGAGCAGCUCCUCUGCAACGAUAUCGAAGAAUUGUGUAUUGAAGAUUUACCGACGGAAGCUGAGGAUCGUAGGAGAAUAUUUGAAAAACUUGAGAAAUGCACAAAAGUGAAGAAAUUGAUGUUUAGUCGAUGGGGUAGGAUUGCUGAUAUCAAAGAAAUAUGUAUCCGAUUACGCAAGGCUCCUUUGGAGGAAGUAUGGAUGGAACUACUAGAAGAUGAAGCUAUGAUCGAGGUGAAGAAAAUGGUAGAAGAUCGACUUAGCGAUGGAUUUGCCACUAAAAUCCGAAAAGCAACAAUUGUGAGUCUUACAAAUCAGCCGUCAAAAGAGAUGGAAUGGUUUGCAAAACAUAUUCCAGACCUCAAAUCCUACAAUUACAAUAAACUUGUCGGUCAAAGAGAAACAAUGUUCAAACGAAAAGGGCUGCAUUAUUUUGAAUUGUGA
Molecule: messenger RNA, 921 nt
Organism: Meira miltonrushii
Lineage: Eukaryota; Fungi; Basidiomycota; Exobasidiomycetes; Exobasidiales; Brachybasidiaceae
Exons: 1
Coding region: 1-921 (306 amino acids)
Source: RefSeq, a predicted model, not a curated record